UUAUGUUUUUGAGUGUUAAUAUUAUAUCGAUAGCUGAAAGAAUUGAUAUUUCAAAAAUAACUUUUUGGACUUACAACUAAACCAAGUCCAACGCAGACCAAUUUAUAUUAAUAGAUCUUAGACUAGUUGGUUCUGUUCUGUGGUUAAAAAAAAAAUCAUUUAUUCAUAUUUUUCCUUGAUGCUCUUUGAUAAAAAUGGAAGCUGGAAGUGGUGAAGCCGGUGCGAAAAAUCAUCUCAGCGAUGUUUUAUCUGAACCAGAAUAUGCUAGCAUACCUAAUCCUGUUGCAAAGAAGAUUAAUUCAUAUAUCGACAAAAAAUUUGAAGAGUACUUGACAUCCAAAGCUCUUCAUGAGACCAGCAAAUCUCAAAUAGGUGAUAAAAUUGCUACUUCUGAAGCCACAAUUCUUGAGCUAACUGUAAAAUAUGAAGAGUCUGUUAAAAAAUUGUCUGCUGCAGAUGAUACUAUUGCAGAAUUAGGAAAGCAAGUUGAGAGUCUAAAUUCAGAACUUGAGAAAGCACGCGAUAAAAUUAAUUCUUUAGAAAAUGAAAUUAUAUCACUUAAAAGCUCCCGAGAUGCCGCAGUUGAUGAAAGAAAUGACUUGACACGUAUUUUACAACGGCGGGAUGUUGAAAUAGAACGAAUGACAGCCAGCGAAGCAUCGCUUUCCCAACAAUUACGUGCUGCUAUCGAUGCGAAAUGUGAAGCUUUAGCAUUAAAUGAUGAAAUCCAGAGCAAAGAACUUUCAUUGCAAUAUCGAGAAAAAAGAAUAGAACAAGAAAGAAUUUUAUUGAAUUCUCAAAUUGGCGCUCUAACUGAGGAAGUGAAUAGAUUGACUUCGGAACUGCAAACUGUGCGUCUAAAUAACACAAGCAGAUUAGUCAAUCUGGAAACACAGUUAGCUGAAAAAGUGGAAGAAUUAAAUGCAGCAAAUGAAACAAUAGCUCAACUGAAUGAAGUCAAGAAGAAUCUUAAUACUCGUGCUGAGAGUUUGACACAGCGUUUAAUGGAACAAAGAGAAAUUGAAAAUAAGAUGACUGAUAAUUACAAAAAAGAAUUAGAUGCAAAAACUAAACUAGCAGACUUAUUUAAAACCAUGCAUGAUGAUGCAGAAGCAAAAACCAUGGAAUUGACUGAUGGUAUAACAGAACUGCAACGAUUAUUAAAUGAAGCAACUGAAAAAUAUGGGGAUUUAGAAACUAAAUAUAAACAAGCAGAAAUGGAUCAUGAAGAAUUGAUGGAAAAGAAAAAUGAAGUGAUUGCAUCUUUGAAAGGUGAAUUGGAACAUGCAAACGAUUUACUAAAAGCUGCAAAUGCCCAAACUUUGGAUAUGGCAUUAAGUGAUUUAGCUCCAUCUGCCGCAACAGCUAGCAAGCUUUUAAAAUCGGGCAUGUCUCUGACACAGAUCUACUCGCAAUUAGUAAAGGUCACUGAUGAACUAACUCAAGAGAAAGAAGAAAACAGGCGCUUAAAUAUAACUAUUAAUACUAUUGUACAGGAACUAGAAGAAAAAGCACCAAUGCUACAAAAGCAAAAGGCAGAAUAUGAAGAAGCCAUUGAAAGCAACACUGCAUUGAGUCAGCAAAUAGAUUCUAUUUUGAUUGAAUGUAAUAGAUUAAGGGAUGACUAUAGUGAAACAUCGAAAAUUGCUAACCAUUACAGCAGAGAAAACGCUAAAUUAAAAGGAGAAUUAGCGGAUUUGGGACGACAGGUAUGUUUCCUAUUAAAGGAAAUAGAACAUACUCGUGGUGGUCUUUUACCGAACGGCGACCAUGAUUCUUCUCAUACUGCAUCAAAUACUACAAAUUCUUCUGAUCUAAGUUCAUCGCGUAUUAUCUCAAAAACAUUAGUGACAUUCAGUGAUAUUCAGGAAUUGCAAUCAAAUAACCAAAAAUUAUUAAGGAUGGUUCGCGAAUUGACCGAGAAGCAAGAAGAAUUUGAACGUCAUAAAGAACAAUUUGAAAGUGGAGAAAUGCAAAGUAAAAUAGAAACUUUGAAAAAUAGAGUUACAGAAUUGACAGAAGCUCAGGAUAGGCAAACUAAAAUGGUUAAUGGCUUGAUUAGACAACGCGACAUGUUCAAAAAAUUAUACCAUGAUCACAUGAAAGGAAAACGUCAAGAAAUGUCUUCUGUACUAGAAGUUUCUGAUUUAGAUAAAGACACUUUUGCAAUGGACACAUCAUCUGAAAAAACUAAGCCAGCUGAAAUCGAUACAUCUGGGUUCGAGAUCAAGUAUAGAGAGUCAGAAAAACACUUGGAGUUAUUAAAAGAAGAAUAUAAAACAUACAAAGAAGAAAAAGUAACAAAUGAACGGAUGCUUUUUGAACAAAUAGAUAAUAUGAGACAAGAAAUUGCGAAGCUUACAGCAGCUAAUAGUAAAUGUGCUUCUACUUCAGAAUAUAAUAAUGAACGACUUAAGAUCCUGCAAACAAAUAUAACAACAUACAAAAAACAGAUAUCAUCGUUAGAAGAAAAGAAUAAGGCAUAUAAUGCAACAAUUGCUAAACAUGAAGUUUCAUUACAACAUUUAAGAGAUGAGGCUCUUAAUGCUCAGAGCAAACUCGCUGCUGCUGAAAUUCAACUCGAAAAUAUGAAAUUAGAAUGUAAGUUAUUGAAGGAUGCGGAAGUACGUCUACAGACUGAAAAAGAAGUGCUAAACCGUGAACGGCAAGGUCAGUCAUUGUUAUUGAAAAACCUAGAAUUGAUUAAAGCCAGUUUGGAAAGAGUUGAAGCUGAAAAUCGUGCCAAACUAGAAUCUAGAUUAGAUGAAGCAACAAGAGAAUGCUCUGCUUUAAGAAGAAGAUUACAAGAAGAGCAAGAUCGUUUUAGAGAAUUAGCUGCACAUCUAGAAAGACAAACAGAUACAGCCAAGUCCCGUAUGCAAGAAGAAAAAGAUGCUGCUGAUUUAAUGCGAAAGGAAAUUUCCCAGUUGCGUCAAGAUUUGCUAGACAAAAAUAAGUCUAAUGAAGAACUUGCUAAAAAAUUAAAAUUGGCACUUGCACCUAAUAGUGAUGGUUCAUUUGAUACUAUGAAAAAAAUAAAAGAACUUGAAAAUAAAUUGUCUGACCGAGAUAAUGAAAUAAAAUCCCUUCAAGAACAGUUGAAUGUUGCUAAAGAACACAUAAAACAAUAUUGCGAUAUUUCUGAAGGUGCUGAGAAAGAACUGAAAACUCUUAAUGAUGUUUACGAAAAAUACAAGUCUGAAACAGAAAUUAAACUAUCAAAUUAUUCUCAUAAUCUUCAGAAGCUUGAGGAUAAAUGUGCUGAAUUGGAGGCAGAGCUCUCUCUUCACUCCAAUGGCGAACAUUCUGCGAGUAAUAAUUCUUUGCGCAAUGAAUUGGCUAUUGCUAAAGAAGAACUAAAAACUUCAUUAGCUAACUAUGAGAACUGUAAAUCUGAAUUAGAAGCUGCACGUUCAGAAAUCACAAAAUUAUCAGAAGCUUAUCAAAAAGCGGAGGAAAAGUAUACUCACGAAAUGAUAUUACAUUCAACCGAUGUUCAAACUCUUUCGAAAUUGAAAGAAGAACUGUUAAAUGCUCAAAAUCAAUUAAACGAGUUAAUAGCAUUGAAAAAUAAUGCUUUAGAAACUUUAGAAGCUGAAAGAUCAUCUUGGUCUGAAAGGCAAAAAAUAUUGAUAAAUGAAAAUGAACAAUUAACACAACGUUUGCAAGAUUUGAAUCAACAGAAUUCAUUACUACACGAUCAAAUUCAAGCUCUAGGUACACAGCUCUCCGUUUCUCAUGCAUCUAGGUCACAUUCCGAAAGCAUGAACGAAUCUGCAAAUGAAUCUGUCAAUGUUUCUAUCAGUGAAGAUGACGGAAAAUCAUCAGAACAGCUCUUCCAAAUCGUUAAAUAUUUAAGAAAAGAGAAAGACAUUGCCAUGGCUAAAUUUGAUAUUUUGCAAGCUGAAACAAUGAGACUUAAAUCACAAUUAGAAAUUGCUGAAAAACAACUUGAUGAUACAAAAUUAGCUUUAGCAGCUGAAAGAGAAAGAUCAGAAGUAACUAUGGUUACAGUCGGCAGACAAUCUGAUAUUUUGAGAAAAGUGGAAACUCUAAAUGCCCUCACAGAUAGUAACAGAAUCUUAAGAGAAGAACGUGAUAAUUUGAAUGCUCGUGUUGAGGAUCUAACUGCAAAUCUCAAAGCUAUGGAGGAACAGGUAGCACCCAUGCAAGAAAAGUUGACCGAUCUCUCAUCUAAAAAUGAAACAUAUCAAUCCGAAAACACAUCUCUUAGAGCUGACUGUGCUAGAUGGAGAACUAGAGUGAAUGCCCUUGUAGAAAGAGCAAAUAAAACAAGUCCAGAAGAUUGGAAACGCCUACAAAAUGAAAGAGAAACAUUGGCUAAAAUGCUCACAAAUGAGAAGGAAAAUGUCCGCAAAUUAAACGAAGAACUUAGUGCUAUUAAAUUAGAGAAAUCUAAACUAGAAGAACAAUAUACAGUACUAUCUCGACAGCAGAAUAAUUUAGUAGAAGAGAAUAAGAAAUUAAAUGAAGAAUUGCAAAUUCUCAAGGAAGACCUGUCGCGGUUGACCGAAGAAUUAACAAAACUUAAGCAAGAACUUUCUUCAUGUAAUGAAUCAAAUGUGAAAUUAACUGAAGAGAUAACCACUAAAGAAGCUUCUUUGAAUGAUAUUAGGAAUAAAGAAAUGCAAAUUAGAAAAAUUGCCAAAAAAUACAAAGGACAAUAUGAGGAUCUGGUGAAAACUGUGGAGGAAGAUAAAAAGAAAUCUGAGGGUGAAGCUGUUGCUGCCGAUACGGCACUUGCAGAAAGUACAAAGAAAUUACAAGAUCAGCUUAAUGACUUACAGUCAAAAUUGGACUCUGAAAAGACUAACAAUGAAAAAUUGAAACAAGAAUUAGAAAGUCUCCGAACCACAAAUUUAGAUAAAGAGGAGAAAGCGAAACAAGUACUGAAACAAGCAAAGAGUAAAAUAGUCCAACUGACAGAAUUAAAGAAUACCUUAAGUAGGGAACUUGAUGAAACUCGAAACAAAAUAGGAACUAUAGAACAAGUAGCACAGAGCACACGUGACGAACAAGAUGUGCGAUUAGCGCUCAUUAAAUCUCAAUACGAAGGACGUUUGUCUCGAUUAGAAAAAGAAAGAGGCGAAGCACAAGAGAGAGUCAAUUUACUUCAGAGACAACUUGCAGCCAGUCAAGCUUCAGCAUCUAAACAGCAGGUGGCUACUGAAAAGACAACUACUGAUCCUCCUACAGCAAAUAUUAAACCUAUGGCAGGUAAGUGAAUUUCUUAUUUACUUAUGAGUUUGCCCAUAGGGAACUUGUGAUAAUUUUGACAAGUGAAUAG
Diatraea saccharalis (sugarcane borer) is the source of this 5308-nucleotide messenger RNA. NCBI's taxonomy places the organism in Eukaryota, Metazoa, Arthropoda, Insecta, Lepidoptera, Crambidae. The record is from the annotation of a GenBank genome assembly.